Ilyonectria robusta is the source of this 1649-nucleotide messenger RNA. RefSeq names its product cytochrome P450. Gene Ontology annotation, molecular function: heme binding; iron ion binding; oxidoreductase activity, acting on paired donors, with incorporation or reduction of molecular oxygen. The record is from RefSeq and is a predicted model, not a curated record. Lineage: Eukaryota; Fungi; Ascomycota; Sordariomycetes; Hypocreales; Nectriaceae. Bases 1 to 1563 code for a protein of 520 amino acids. The transcript has 4 exons.
AUGAUAGCCCGUGGUCUGAUUUUCGCUUUCACUAUUCUAGCCCUUAUUGCUUGGCUGUUCCGCUUGUCCUACCGAACAGUAACUUCUCCUCUCAAAAGAGUGCCCGGCCCUUUCCUCACGCGUUUUACCAAUGUAUGGUACAUCUGGCGCAUAUGGGAAGGCCAAUUUGAGCAUCAUAAUGUUGCCCUGCACAGGAAACACGGCAAAGUUAUCCGAUAUGGGCCGAAUCGAUACAGCCUCAAUGACCCGCACGCAAUGAAGAUGAUUUACGACCACGGAUCGCACUUCCAGAAGUCUACAUGGUACGAUUCCUGGGGGGUAGCAGAUGGCGAUAAGUGGGGCAUGUUCAUGGAUCGAGACGUUCGGAGGCAUGCACGCAACCGAAGGCAGUUCCAAAACACUUACUCUAUGUCAUCGCUUGUCUCAUACGAACCCUAUAUCAACCACUGUGUCGAGGUCUUCUGGCAAAGACUCCAUGAGAUGGCAGAUGCAGGUCUCCCUGUCGACAUGAGCCACUGGUUUCAGUGCUAUGCCUUCGACGUCAUUGGCAUGAUCACUUACUCAAAGCGCCUCGGAUUCCUGGAUAUGGGUGAAGACAUUGGUGGCAUUAUCAAGGCUCUGGGAGACAUGCUGGUGUAUGGGUCCAUAGUUGGAGUCUUUGCAUCUCUACACCCAUAUCUCUUCCGUCUGCAGAAUUGGAGGGCUGGGGAUGCUGGUAGCGGGAGACAAUUCCUGCUGAGAUAUACAGAGGAAAAGACUACCGAGCACCAAGCCGCACUGGGGCCAGGACGAGUUGAUGCUAAGGAAGGACAGGACGACAGAGUCGGAAUGAAUUUCCUGACCAAGUUCUUCACAAAACAUACCCAGGAUCCGUCCGCGUUCACGAGGUAUCAUAUCCUUGCAGGAUGCACCGCUAAUAUGACUGCUGGUUCAGACACGACAGCAGUCACUCUGUCAGCAAUUCUCUAUCACCUGCUCAAGAACCCUACAGCACUCCAGAAGUUACUUGAUGAAAUUGAUGACCGUUACAGACAGGGAAAGGUGUCAAAUGUCAUCUCAUUUAAGGAGAGUCAAGAAAUGCCCUACCUACAGGCUGUUGUCAAGGAGGGCUUGCGUGUUCACCCUGCUACGGGUCUGCCGCUGGAGAGGGUGGUGCCUCCAGGCGGAGCGACGAUGUGCGACUAUUUCUUUCCGGAGGGGACGAUUGUGGGCGUCAAUAGCUGGGUGGAACACCGCAGCAAAGAAGUAUUUGGGGAAGAUGCCGAUCAAUUUGUUCCUGAGCGAUGGCUUACUGACGACAAGGAAAAAUUGUCCUUAAUGAACAGUCAUUGGAUGCCGUUCGGGCUAGGCUCCCGUACUUGUCUCGGGCGGCAUAUCUCAAUGUUGGAGAUAUCAACGCUGAUCCCUCGGCUAUUACACGACUUCGAGAUGGAGCUCUGCGGAGGGAUCAGUCAACGAGGGAGUUCGUGGGUAACUAUGAAUCGCUGGUUUGUGAAACCGGAGAGCUUUUUGGUCAAGGUCAAGUUGCGACAAUUGCCAGCGCAAGACAGGCCGGAGACCUGAAUCAUCGGCUUUCUCACACUUGGUUGCGACAAAUAGCCUAGGCUAUCGACACUAUGACUUGACAGAUAUGUAGCAACGAGAUGGUC